Lucilia cuprina (Australian sheep blowfly) is the source of this 1790-nucleotide messenger RNA. RefSeq lists its product as uncharacterized. The record is from RefSeq and is a predicted model, not a curated record. The transcript is spliced from 2 exons. Lineage: Eukaryota; Metazoa; Arthropoda; Insecta; Diptera; Calliphoridae. The coding region runs from base 138 to 1583 and encodes 481 amino acids.
AUUUCCAAAUCAUAUAAAUUCAAAUGCAAAAUUUACAUUAACCAGCAUUUACUUGGAAACCACAAAAGGGAUAAAGUUACAUUUUCAAUAAAUAAAUAGUUUAAAACUAAUAAAAAGUGUUAAAAAAUUUAAAUAUAAUGGGAUUGGGAAAUUUGCAAAUGUUGUACAUGGUGGCAACGUUGUUAAUUGUCUAUGAAUUAUCAUUAACAACAACAAGAGCAACAUCGUCACGAUAUGCAAUGGCUGUUGCUGUUGAUGCAACUUCAUCGUCAUCGUUAAAAGUAACGGAAAUGGAUGUUAACAGUUUUACCCACAUAAAUAAGCCCUCAAUGAUGAAUACUGGAAUGGUUAAUCGAAUGCCACGUCAUACAGUUCAAGGUCUAAAGCAGAUGGAGCAAAUGAAAGAACAAAAACAACAAAUUGAAGAUCCAUCAUCUUCAUCACUAGCAUCGUCCGUAAAUUCUAAAAUAAAAAGAAGUUUUUCUAACGGUGGUGGAUGGGGAACUGCUAACUUUAAUGGACUCACAGGGCUCAUGGGCUCAUCACAACAGCAUAGCUUUAGAACUAGUUAUGAUGCAACACCACCACAACAACAAUCUAAUCACCAAUAUCAACAACAGUAUACAGAGGCAAAACCUAUUUAUGAAGAACAACAAGAAAACGAUUAUGCAGGCCGAGGAGUUGAUGGUGGAGCUGGGGUACAUUCUAGUGCGAGUGUUGCUAAUGCAGCAGCUUUACACUCGGCUAUAUAUAAUUUACAAACUGCUGGAACGCAUAAUGCAGCUGUGGGUUCAAGUAGCAGUAGUGCAAGUAAUGGCGGAAGUGAUGGUUUCCUGCCAUCAUGGAACUUUGGUAAACUUUCAACAUCAUUUAUUGCUUCACAGCCAGCAUCAACACCUUAUGGCAGCAGCAGUGGCAGUCAUAGUGCCUCCACUACUACCAAUAAUAACGAUAAAAUCUCUGAAGGCAAUUUUCUGCAUCAUUACGAUUCAGCUUCCGCCUUUAAUGAAUACACACCCCAACAUGAAUAUCAACCAUCAUACCAGCAGCAACAGCAACAACUACCACAACAUGAAAACUUUUACAACAGUGUGGAACAUACACAAGCUGAUACCUCUUCAUCAUAUGGCGAUGAACAUGAACAUGAUAGCAACAACUAUCCACCCUCUGCUUCAGCUGGCCACUUUUCCAACUAUCAACAGCAUGACUAUGAACAACAGCAGCAGGAGAAACAGCCCGAUGUCAUCAACUAUGUUCCAUAUCCUGUAGUCAAGAAACAGCAUGUACCAGUUCGUGAACCUGUACAAAUACCCAUCUCACAUGCAGUCAUUAUACCGGUUAGUAAGCCAGUCCCUAUUCAAAUACCAGUUACUCAAAAUGUUCAAGUACCAGUAGAAAAGGAGUUGAAAAUACCUGUUGAACGUGUUGUUCCUUAUCCGGUGGAGAAGCAUAUACCUGUACCAGUAGAGAAACGUGUACCAUAUCCAGUGGUGAAGUAUGUCCCCAUUAAAAUUCCACGUCCCUUUCCCGUAAAGGUACCAGUUUUUAAGACUGUCUUACAUAAAGUUAAAGGCUGGUGGUAAAUUAUAUGAAAUGAAGAAAGGUCAACUUGUGGCCAAUUAGCAUGAGUUGCAGUAUUUGUAGUUUAAAACUUGAAAAUAUGAGAUUGAGAUUUUCUCUCAAUCUCAUAGUUUCUUAAUAUAAUUUUUAGUAUUUUUAGAUAUAAUGUUUAUUUAAAGUUUUGUUAUGUUUCCUUUUUAUUUUAAUAAAUAAUUACAUUUAAAAAUGUU